AUGACCCCACCCAUCGAGGAGCUUUCUACUUCUUCAUCUGAUUCAUCAGACCACCCUACUGGCUACCGCACCGUCCAAUCCCUCCGCAAAAUCCUUGAUGAACAAUCAUCCUCCACCUCCAUCAACUCUCCCCCUCGAAAAGAUCCCAAAAAAAGUCGAUCGCCCAAUUUCAUGCCUGUUACUCCCACCCCCGCCCCGGUUGCUGGCACGUCCACUGCCACUGCCUCUAUAUCCCGUCUCUUCACGAAAGGCAGACAUUCAUCAUCUACGCGACCCCCUUCCCCACCUACACAUUCCUCCCUGAAAGUGCCGUCUGUGCCUCCGACACCUCGUUCAUCGCCAAGUGCAGGCAGCCUCUCAGAAAUGUUUGGAAACGGGGUGGCCAAAGUUCUCGGGAGUGAUUGUCCCUCAGGCGUGUCGACGCCCAAGCGCAUCAGUUUUGCGGAGCUCCCAGAGUCAUAUGCAAGCUCACGUGCAGGGUCUUCGAAAAUCUCGGAGAAGCGGAAGAACCGAAGCAGAAAACGCAAGGGGAAAUAUGAAGAAGAGGGUGAGACACUUGGGUGGUUUGGGAGGUUGUUCACUGUGGGGCCUGUGAGCUCGAGCUCUGCACGGAUCGAUGAUCAUAUGGAGGAACGCAUGUCACGAGGGUGGGGAAGUCGACCUGGUGGUGGGACGUUAGAUGAUUGGGCGGUAUAG
Suillus fuscotomentosus is the source of this 696-nucleotide messenger RNA. RefSeq lists its product as uncharacterized. NCBI's taxonomy places the organism in Eukaryota, Fungi, Basidiomycota, Agaricomycetes, Boletales, Suillaceae. The record is from RefSeq and is a predicted model, not a curated record. The coding region runs from base 1 to 696 and encodes 231 amino acids. The transcript has a single exon.